AUGGCUUCAUUAACCUCGAUCCGAGGACGCCCCAGCGACGUCGCAUCCCUCCUCUCCCGCACGACCAAGUACGCCCUCACAAGAGAAUAUACAGCAACACAGAACCUCGUUCCCUCUCGACGAUUUGGAACAGCAUAUCUCGCUCGUUAUGGAAACAAUAAGAGGAUUCCAAAGUCUUCAAGAAGCACACCAGCUCGGACGCUAGCUGCACAACAACCCCAAUUCCAAUACGCAUCUACAUCCGUCCGAUGGAACAGCAGCAAGAACACGCCUACAUUCCGGCAAUGGGGAUUUGAAGAUAUAAACGCCCUCCUCCCCUCGACAACCCCACAAUCUAGUCCCCCCUCAACCCCCCAAAAAUCCCUAAUCCUAGUCGAUGUCCGCGAACCCGCCGAGCUCUCCAGCACUGGUAUAAUCCCCACAGCCGUCGCCGUUCCUCUCGCAUCACAGCCCGACGCACUCUUCCUCACCCCCGACGAAUUCGAGACGCGGUUCGGGUAUCCAAAGCCUGGCGCUGCCGAGGGCGGAAAGGACGAGGGCGGCGAUAUCGUGUUCUACUGCAAGGCUGGUGUGAGGGCGAGGGCGGCGGCGCAGUUGGCGGUUCAGGCGGGAUAUGAUGCGGAGCGGGUGGGUGUUUAUGAGGGGUCUUGGUUGGAUUGGGCGGCUAGGGGGGGACGGGUGGAGAGGUGGGAGGGGGAUGAAUAA
Molecule: messenger RNA, 705 nt
Organism: Aspergillus calidoustus
Lineage: Eukaryota; Fungi; Ascomycota; Eurotiomycetes; Eurotiales; Aspergillaceae
Source: the annotation of a GenBank genome assembly